CUUGAAACAUAUACGUGUGCAUGUAGAAUUCUUAUAAACGAAGAAAAGCGUUGGCUCAUUGCCGUCUGGAAUUCGCGUUACGCGUUAUCUCGGGAUAGAUUAAAUUUCGAGAUAGAAUUGUCGAUGAUAAAGAAAGCAAAUCGUCGUAUAUAUGUGUAUAUACAUAUAUAUAUUUAAUUGUGUGUUAUAUACGUUGAACGUGGUUUCUGAACCGUGUGACUGGAAUCAAAUUAUUUCCAAAAUUACCGUUCGAUGAAACUGAUAGGACGCAUGCGCGUGUUAUGUCACCAGUGUCCAGUUCAGUGUGAUCGUUAACUCUUGGAUAUUCGAUGUUAAAAGUGUUACUCGCGCGAACAACCGUAGGAAACAGUGAUCAGCAGGACAGAUAAUAGCGGUCAUUGAAUAUGCAACGUUCCUCGUGUCAUGUGCAAUACGACCGCGACGCGUUAGUUAUUUUAAGAUAUUUCCUACCGUCUAACGGAGGCAGUCUCGAUCAGAUUUAAAUACGAAUAAAUCUCCCAUUAAAAAUCUCUCGCCGUGGAAGUGAUAGAAAAUCAUUUUAACAAACCUAUCACGGUGUCCAUCGAAUCCCACAGCGAAUAACACGAAUACGACGCGGCUUUGAAAGGGAUGACGAGGUUAGGAUACAGUCUAUAGGACGGUCUCGACGUCUGCCAAUUUCUUUUUUACCGUCGAUCAAGCCCGCGUGAAUGGCACACACAGCUCCAAAAUACUCGUGAAUACGUGUGCGUGAUAGCGCGCGACGAGGAAAGGAGGGAGUGCCACGACCGAAUCCACGGAACGCUUGCGAUUUAACUUCACCAGAGCGGAAGGAAGGGUACACCUUUCCGAUAUCACGUUCGCCAAGAUGGUGAGGCUACUGCUGUUGGUAGCCGGUCUUAUGGCGUCGACGUUCGCCUACAAUGGCGAACUGGUGGAGCAAGAAUGCCCCGUCGACUGCCACUGUCAUUACUUCCGCAUCAACUGGGUGACCGAUUGCUCCGAGAGCAAUCUGACGAACAUCCCCUACGACGAGCUCAGCCCCAAUGUCUACGUCCUCGAUAUGAAUGGUAACAACAUCGCGCAGGUCGGCCCGUUCCCGAAUGACAUCAAGAUCAGGCGUCUGCAGAUGGCGCACAAUCGGCUGACCGAGCUCAAGCGCGAGUCGUUCGCCGGAUUGGCGUACUUGCUCGAGGUGGACUUCUCGUGGAACGCGAUCACUCAUGUCGAUGCCGAAGCGUUCAGCGAUAGUCCAGGUCUCAUCACACUAGAGCUUCAGAACAACCCCCUGGACGAGGUGAAGGGUCCUCUUCUGAAUUGUCGGACUCUCCUGCACCUGGACCUGAACUCGUGCGGCAUACGCAGGUUGAACACGCGAUUCUUCCACAAUACAACCAACCUGAACAGGCUCGACCUGUCUCAUAACCCGCUGAGCAGGAUAGAGCCAGGCCCGUUCGACCAUCUCAUCAACUUAGAGUACCUCAAGUUGAAUUCCUGUAACUUAACUCACAUAUCGCCGGAAGCGUUCUCGAAUUUGGAGAAUCUUCGCGAGCUGGAGAUGGCGGACAACGACCUGCGCGCUCUGAGCUGGACCAACGUGCUGGCUCCUCUGAUCCGCCUGGAGCACCUGGACAUCCACAAGACGGGGAUCACCAAUCUACCGGGCGACGCUUUCGCGAGGAAUCUCUAUCUGCGACAGUUGAACCUCGCUUACAACGAGCUGUGGCACCUGGACGUAGGCAACACUCUCGGCCACAACCUGCACAGCCUGCAGUCGCUGGACCUCUCCAACUGCAACCUGCAGGACCGCCUGUCCGAAGAGGCCUUUAGAAACGCCAGCAAGCUGCGCGUGUUGAACCUGAGCGGCAACCCCAUGUUCGCGGCCGACCUGACCGCCGUUCUGCGGCAUUUGCCAAAGCUUCACAAGCUGUCCUUGAGCAACUGCAGCUUGCGGCGUCUGCCGAACGCUUUCGACGUGUUCGAGCACCUAGAGGAGCUCGACAUCUCGUACAACCCUCUCUCGGACGCGUUCGUCAGCCUCCUGAACCCCUUGGAGUCUCUGGAGUACCUAGACAUGUCCUACUGCAACCUCGGCUACGUCGGCAAUAACACCUUCGCCCACAUGACUUCACUCAAGAAGCUAGUCCUCUCCGGGAACAAGCUGCACACUCUGGAGGAGGCUCUGUUCGCUAACCUGACCCGCUUAGAGAGCCUCGAGCUGAACAACUGCGACCUCAAGACUCCCAUUGACCCGAAAGUCUUCGGAGACCGCGAGAAGACGGACAUAAUCGAGCUGAGGCUCAGCGGUAACCCUCUGGAGGUUCCCGAAGACGGCUCGUUGCUUCCCAGUCAGCUGUCCAAUCUCGAGAUCGUCGACCUCAGCAACUGCAACCUGGUGCACCUGAACCAGAACCUAUUCGCGGACACCAAGCACAUCACUCAGCUGAAUCUGUCCGGCAAUAACAUUUCUGGCCCAGAGAAUCUGGCUUGUUUGAAAGAGCUGCAUGGUCUGGAGCACCUGGACCUCAGCGAUAAUAAUCUCAGCAACGUCAGUCCGAAGCUGCUCAAGUGGAAUCCGCGCCUGCGGUCGGUGAACCUGCUGGGCAAUCCGUUCGUGUGCAACUGCUCGGUGGCGGAGAUGUGGGACUGGGCGGUGCAGGUCAAGAACGACCUCCACGUGCUGGUGGGCAGCCAGCCGGCCAGUUUCGAGACCGGCGCCGCGAAGCUCCGGAAGAGCCUGACCUGCACCUACGACGAGGAGACCUAUCGCAACUUCGUGGACCAGGCGAGCGGCGAUCAGCGCAGGCUCAGGAAGGGAGACCUGUCGCCGACCCGCACCUGGGCGAAAUACAUGCGCGAGUCGAGCUGCGGUCGCAGCUCAUGAUAUAAGAAGAAAUUUCAACAUCCCACUCCGUACACCACUCACGAGAAGCGAGGAGACAAGUCCGAGCUCUAACGUACCUGUGCGACGGAAACAAUGGCGACGUGCGCUCGCUACUAUUAUUCUUGUAUUUAUUAGCGAUAAGAACCCUCGGCACAGAACGUCCGAAGGACUUCUCUGUAAACUUUGUUAGCGUGACUGUAUAUUGCUAUAUUCUACGUAUCCGGACGCUCGAUUCACGCUAAGAAAGUUCGCACGGAAAUCGAUCGGACGCUUCCCACGAGGUGCAUACUAUACUUCCAGCCCCGUGCGACUUUAUUUUUGUAGACGUAAGGUUAAGGUGCAUCGGUAGUAGCCACGCAGACCAUGUCGGGAUGUUGAAAUACCUUUUGUAAGCUCGUCGAGGAACGAUUUGUAUGUAAUUUAAGGCGCGACGUCCUUGUGACGUUAGCAAUCUAUCUGUCGGUAGACAGAUCGACCAACGAACAAAUUUCAUGUUUCGUCGACGCGUCAUUAAUGGAGGAUGUUCGAAUUUCAUUUAUCGUGAGCUUUGAAGAGCUGAUGCUGUCACGAUCGGUUCGCGAGCUGAACGUGUUGCUAGUCGUAUGUGAAAAUACCUGACGAUGUCUCGCAUCUCGAGCGUUAACCCUUCGCGGACAAACGAUGUUAUUAGUCAAAGAGAUCAGAACGUAGUUUCCUUUUUCUGUUAAUUAAUUGAUUGAUUUUUCAUCUGUUGGGUUUCUUUUCGUCUGUCGACGUUGACUUUAUCGAACGUUCGUCGCCGAGGAAUACAGAUUUAAAGAAUGGAACGGAGGAACGUCAUUCGGAGGAUGGGUUCGAUGCAAACAUUAACGGCGAUUAAAUUUGUCACGCGAUCGUGCUCCCAUUGGUCCAUUUCACUUGGCAUGGUCCUUGAACUUUAAUUCGAGCGUACAAUAGCGCUGGAAACGGAGGCGCGAAAAUUGUAAUUGACGAUGAAAAGUGUGCAGCGAGGCUGCGAGGGUAAGAUGAAGUUUCGCCGGUGACGCCUCGCCGGCCGGAACUUCUCGCAUCCAUGGCGAAGCUGCGAAGUUCGCGGAAGUUGAAGCUUCGCUGUUCGGAACGCGAACGGUACGCCGACAGGCGCGGAGUCACUGACUUACGUAGGCACCGGCGUGAUUAACCCCUCGUUUUAUAUCGAAUUAAACUCGCGAUAAAGAACUCGAGUUGAAUUUAAACACAAAGGUCGAUCGUUUUUCUUUUUGUAGUUUAAACGUUAUUUUCUUGACACUUAUGGAAUAUGUACCUUUUAUUCCUUUUUUUGUUUCGAAUAGUUUAUUGGAUUAAUUUAUUUAAAGGAAAUUACAAUUUACACGAUACGCGCAAUUGGCGAUUUAUUUGUAUGACACCAUGUAUACGUGCGUCGCGCGAAGCUGCGAGUGUCAUCAGGUGUAUCGUGAAUUUUAAAAGCUCGAGUGCUCGCCUGAGACCAAGGUUUAACUUCAAUGUUAGUCUAGUUCGUUUAAUAUCGAUUCGAUCGAUUUGUAUGGUAACCGAAUGCCUAACACGUCUUUGGAGUCAAUUAAAGCAUCGCAAAUGUUAAUCAAACCUAUAAUUAUCGUUUACUCGUUAUCCUUUAUUACGUAAUUUAUCAAGUCCUAUCGUUCUAAUGUAUUCACGUUAUUCCAUUGGCUAUCGCUGUAUCGUGGCGGAAGUUUUGUUUCUAGAAUUCCCUGCGAAACCAGAGACAGUUGAAAACUAACGAAAACAAUGUUGAUUCGUUGAACGAUAUCCUACAUCUUUUUCAUAGAAGCUUUCGAGACUUUCAUCACAGUAUAUUAUUCUUUUCCAAUUACCAAGAUGCGCCAAGAAACGCCUUCUUCUCUUCGAUAGCUUAAUUAUAUUUCGAAAGCCGGUCCCCAAUUAACCAGUGCGUGUUCGCCGACGUCGCCCGUACAGGAAAUACAGCUAAGGUAUUCGCGAAGUGCCUGAAUCGUCUGUCAAUCCCGCAAAUAGCACCGCGGUCGAUCGACUGCGGCGACGAUGCAUUUAUAGAACAUAUCGAAACAAUCGUACGGAAACAAUUAAGCAAUCGAAUUCGGCGAAGUCUUUUAUUCCGAAGAGCUUCCGGGAAAGCAUAGAACUCACGUUCGCUUCUGAUCUCGUAUUUACAGAAAGAUCAGCCUCGUGAGCACGAUUCUGUUUCUAAAUCCGUCUGACGGUGGGAAAAUCGAACGACGAGCAGAGAUUUCAGCUGUCCAAGGUCGUCGUUCCCAUUAUGAGAGUUAUUGAACGCGAUCCUCCAUGUCUACCGUAUAACAGAAUUUUUCGUUACGAUCGUCGAAUUGUGCCAUAAUCGAUACUCGCAUCGUUCUCAAUGAAUUUCUGCGCGAACCAACGUACGACCUUGAAUAUUCGAAAUCUGUCGCGAUUGAUGGUCGUUCGUGAUUCGACGGUUUUCUACCGAGAUCGACGCGAGUAAAAUCAGCCAUACAAUACAAUGUCGCUAUGUUCAUGAAAUGUACAAGA
This is a messenger RNA of Nomia melanderi (Alkali bee), 5389 nucleotides long. Lineage: Eukaryota; Metazoa; Arthropoda; Insecta; Hymenoptera; Halictidae. The record is from RefSeq and is a predicted model, not a curated record.